Thelazia callipaeda (thelaziosis nematode) is the source of this 366-nucleotide messenger RNA. The record is from the annotation of a GenBank genome assembly. Lineage: Eukaryota; Metazoa; Nematoda; Chromadorea; Rhabditida; Thelaziidae.
AUGUUCUAUUUUUGGAGAUCAUUCUUCUUUUCUUCUGGCGCUGGGUCGUAUUCUGGCUCUCUGGCUUUACUUGUCCCUCGCUCAGAUUUGUUGUGCUCAUCGUUUUCACUUCGUCCUCGUGGAAUCGAAGGAGAUGCUUUCGAGCAUUUUCUUGAACACUAUAGAUUGAGUGUAUGUCUCAAUGUGACCAGAUAUAUUGAUCUCCUUCGUGUAGCAUCUGUGGAAGAUAAGCGAAAAAAAACCGAGACUGGAAUCAUAGAUAGAAGUAAAUGGAAAACAAGUGAGGUUGUUGAAGAAAGCUCUGUAAGGGUCAUGGGAAAGCACUUGACCAGUGUACCGGAACCAGCAGAACUGAGUGUCGGGUGA